AGGGAUAGGUAUUAGCAUUUUCUUAAUACAAAAUUAACACUAAUACCGAAGCAUUAAAUUAUUUUUUUAACACUAAUGCCAAAGCAUUAAGUUAAUUUUUUCAUUCUAAUACAAAAGCAUUAAAAUUAGUAUUAUUUAAUGCAAUGCUAAUGCUAAGCCACCACCCCUAGUACUCAGGUUUUGAGUACACAAUAUAGAGAUGUAUACCAUGAUGCGCGGAGAAGUAUUGUGAAUUUUUUAACAACAACACAUUAAUGCACUAUUUUGAGUGACUAAAAGUAUUAAUUCUCAUAAAUACAUUCCUAAGCACAUGAAACCAUUUAUUCUAUUGAUUUUGAUGCGGCAUGUCGUUAGAAUCAUUUAGCGAUAUAUUGGUGUAUAUUUUCUACUGAAAAUUUCAAUAUCCUUCGUAUUCAAAAAUUUUUAUACAUCUUAUUUCUUGUUUCUGUUUUAAAUUAGAUACUGUGAGUUUUGGUAAAUUCAGAAUUCUGUAGAAAAGCAGUUAUAAUCCGCAUUUCUCAUACGAGGAUCCUCAGGCAAUUCAAUUGAAGUACUCUCAAAUCGACACAAAUAUAAUUAGUAAUUUACUCAAUCAUAGCAAUGUCUCAGGUGUUCAUGGAAUCGUGCGACGUUCUAAAUCUUACUCUAUUUAUUUAUUGCGUAUUUUAAGUAUUCAUUUUUAGCUAGAAAGGUACAUUUUCGAGUAUGUAUGUACAUCUCAGUUUCAGUUUUGAGUGGCAUUCAUGAUAACCGAUAUCAUGAAUGCCACUCAAAAUGAUUGAAAGAAUUCUUAUAUAUAAAUCUUAUAAUUUCCUUUACUUUUUUUACAUUUCAUCAUAGAUCAACAACACUUAUGAUUGCUACUACAAUUCAAAAUCUGUUACAUCUGUUGUAUGGAAACAAGAUAGUUUGGUAACUGGCUUGGUUCUUCUCAUCAUUGGUUCUACUGGAAUGGGAAUAGUACUGAUACUAACUGCAGUAAUAUUGAUACUUUCAUGGCUGCAGUGCUAAGAAAAAUAGUAAAGUUGUUUUUUCUGCAUAAUUUACUUUCAUAAUUUGUCAUUCAUACGGACAGUAAAGUUUUUGUGUUCUUCUCAUAUGUUUUAAAAUGUUUGAGUGUGGGUAUGGGUGUGAGUGUGUGGGUGUGGGGAUGGGUUUGUGGGGAUGUGGGUGUGGGUGUGGGUGUGGGCAUGGGCGUAUGUUUCUUCCUCGUCCACACCCACAUUGAUAACCCACUCCCAUACCCACACCCCAUACCUCACACCCACACCCAACCAUAAAGAUAAAAGACGAUGAAAAGAAUUUGAACUAUGUAAACUCACUGUAUCCAUAGAAAGUCACUCUUGCUUGCGCGUUCAAUCCGAAUUCCAAGCAGUACUUGACACUUAUACACUACAACAUAAACUAAAUGUGACGCAAGCCAUACAAGAAAAUUCUCUUAAGUGACGAUUUCAGAAAAGAGCAGCAAUGUCAGUCAAUUUUUCUUACCCGCAUCUACCCUAACAACACUUGCAAGUGUACCUUCAUGUGUUCUCAUCACAACAAAGCAACAAACUGCAUGAAGAGCCAGAGACAAUCGAACCACAUUCAUUUCAUUAAACCAACUUCCAUAAACAACUAGUACAGUAGCAUUAGCUCCACAUACGACUAAGACUUACAGAAAAUUCCAAGAAUACUGCUCCAAUAGGUUUUCCAACCAUACUCAACUAUCAACUUUUAUUUCGAAGCACAUACAGAGUACGUAUGCGUGCAGGACCCAGUGUAGUUGAGUGUGGCUGUGGCUAUGGCUGUGGGGUGUGGGGUGUGGAGUGUGGGUGUGGGUGUGAGUGUGGGUGUGGGUGUGAGUUGGGUGUGGGUGGGCGGGUGUUGGUGUGGGAUGUGAGUGUGGGUGUGGGGUGUGGGUGUAGAUAUAUUUUCAUCACAAACAGCCACGCCCAUACCCCACAUCCACACCCUUCGUUCACUAGUAGAAUGUAUUUAUGUAUAUAUGUAGAGUGCUAAAGUAAAACACAAUGUGACUAAUAAGGUAACAAGAAAAUCUCAAUAAUCUCAUCGUCUUUAUAUCCAAGUUUUUCCAUGAAUUUUGAAAUUACAUUUAGAGCAUGGAGAAAACAAAUUAUUACCCCAUGGUUCAGAUCAUACGUGGGGGAUCGUAUGAGUGAAAAAUGAACACUUUUGGGCAACGUGAUGGGAUGAAUUAUCGCCUCACACCCAAGUGGGACAUCACCCCGCGAGCAUCUCGGUUUUUCUCGUAGUAGUGAAUUUUGGUUUUGUUUUUGAUUCAAGAUCCAUUCAUUUGAAACGUAUUCAUACAUAUAGUACUCAAACUCUACUAUCCGACGGUAAAAAGAAAUUUGAAUCCAUGUCAUGUAUUUUUGAAAUGCCGAUCAAAAGAAAAAAGUGGUGCGAGACUUGUGACAUUCAUUGUAUAUGUUAACACUGUGAAGAAUAUUUAAUGGAAUAAGAUAAUUAAUAAUUUAAUUUGAUUAAUAAAUAUUAUAUUCAGCAAAUGAAUUUGAUAUUUUAAUUCGAACACUUCAUAUAAAUGUUCUUGAUGCAACAUUAUAUGAUUGAAGUUUAUUUCAAUUAAUUAUUGAUAAAGAUGAUCAAACUAAAAUAAAAUAUCUUAUUAAUCAAUAUCAACUAGAUCAAAUUCAUAUUGAUCAAUUAAUUUAA
This is a messenger RNA of Rotaria sp. Silwood1, 2676 nucleotides long. The record is from the annotation of a GenBank genome assembly. Lineage: Eukaryota; Metazoa; Rotifera; Eurotatoria; Philodinida; Philodinidae.